Hemicordylus capensis (graceful crag lizard) is the source of this 1501-nucleotide messenger RNA. It is a transcript of the gene ENDOV, whose product is annotated as endonuclease V. Gene Ontology annotation, molecular function: single-stranded RNA binding; RNA endonuclease activity producing 5'-phosphomonoesters, hydrolytic mechanism. NCBI's taxonomy places the organism in Eukaryota, Metazoa, Chordata, Lepidosauria, Squamata, Cordylidae. The transcript is spliced from 9 exons. Gene Ontology annotation, biological process: DNA repair. Gene Ontology annotation, cellular component: nucleolus; cytoplasm. The coding region runs from base 112 to 876 and encodes 254 amino acids. The record is from RefSeq and is a predicted model, not a curated record.
GGACGACACCCGGAGGCGGGUGCAACGCCGGAAGUAAGAAACUAGCUGCAAUGGCGGGCGGAACGAAGACUCCGCUGGAGGAGGAGAAGUUGCGCUGCUGGGAGCGGUAAAAUGGAUCAAACUCAGCUGAAGGCAGAUGUGAUUGAGCAAGACACAGAAGAGUGGCAGAGCAACCCCUCAUUUGCUGGACUGGAGAGAGUUGGAGGGGUGGACCUGUCUUACAUCAAAGGAGAUGAUACAAGUGCCUGUGCUUCACUGGUGGUGCUCAGCUACCCAGAUCUUGAGGUGCUCUAUGAAGAUAGCUGCAUGGUGGCUGUGAGCGCCCCCUACGUGGCAGGCUUCUUGGCCUUUCGAGAAGUCCCCUUUCUGGUGCAGGCGGUGCAGCGGCUAGAGGAACGAGAACCUGGUCUCAGGCCUCAGGUGCUUCUUGUGGAUGGAAAUGGCAUUCUCCAUCACAGAGGGUUUGGCAUUGCCUGCCACCUUGGUGUACUCACAGGUCUGCCUUGUAUUGGUGUGGCCAAAAAUCUCCUGCAGGUUGACGGUCUGGCCAACGAUGAGCUGCACAAGGAACAAAUCCGAGACCUGCAGUCAGGAGGAGACACCUUCCCAUUACCAGGUACCUCGGGGAGAAUCUUAGGUAUGGCCUUGCGCAGCUAUGCCAAGAGCACCAAACCUGUGUACAUCUCCGUGGGUCACAAGAUGAGUCUUCAGUCCGCUGUGCGCCUGGUGCAUUCCUGCUGCAGGUACCGGGUUCCUGAGCCCAUUCGGCAGGCAGACAUAAGAUCCAGAGAAUACAUCCAGAAGUACCUGGAGUCCUUUUCUGCCGCACUGCCUCAGCCGGAGAGGAUGAGUGGUGACACAGACUCUGAACAUUGAUAUAGCACCAGGGGAGGGAUAUCCUUCCAGCUCUCUUAGUCUGGACAAGCCACAGCCCAGCCUCCUUCCUACAGCCGAUGCACCUACCCAGGCUAGCAGACAGCUACCAAAUGCCUUUGUGCAACAAGGGGACAGGAAGGUGCUUCAGUGGCCCCCAGGACUACAGCACUGCUCUCCUGGGCACGACAGCUAUGCAACCUCCAUUCCUUGCAAUACCAUCCAAGGGCUACUUCACACCUCUUCGCUGCCGGACAUUUCUUUUUGGCUCCAGGUGUGGCUUCCCUGGGAGUUGAGGGCAGUCCUAGCUCCUUGGCAGUGUCACUGCAGAACAUAUACAGGUAUAUCUGCAUGUCCGUGCGUUUCUUCAUGUGCGCAUUAAACAUGUUGUCUUAACCAUGCAGUGUGUGAAGAAGCCCCAAGUCCUCUUGAGAUGAAAUGGAAGUUGGGUAGAAAGUAGGGGGUGAGGAGGGGGUGUCCUUGGCCCGGAAGCUCCUGACUCUCUGCUGAGAUGGCCCAAAUCCAAGAACAGGACUGUCACUUUUCUUUGCGCAGUCUCAGUAAUGUUUUAGGUCUUUGCUUUAUAAAUGAAAUGCUGCAAAUAAACCUUCACUGGUAACCCUAUAAA